Molecule: messenger RNA, 4095 nt
Organism: Micropterus dolomieu (smallmouth bass)
Lineage: Eukaryota; Metazoa; Chordata; Actinopteri; Centrarchiformes; Centrarchidae
Product: interferon alpha/beta receptor 1b-like
Source: RefSeq, a predicted model, not a curated record
GUGCUACUCCGUGGUGGCUGAUCUUUGUGUACUUCCUUGGCUCUCUGGUGAUCUGCUUCUUGGUUAUGCUGCUCUCACUCUACAGCUCAUUCUGGUGCUACAAGACUGUCAAGUCAACUCUGUGUCCCCCCGACCAACUGCCUCCACACUUGAAGAAGUAUCUUUGUGCCUCUCCUGGGUCUGACAUUCCCCACCUCCUCUCCCCGGAUUCUGAAUCAGAGCUGUUGUGCGAUAAGGUGACCGUCUGUCCAGAGUCACCGGUCCUGGAAAUCCACAACCCUGCCCCUGAGGCCCUGCCGGUUUUGCCAGCAGACCGGGAGCCAGACAGCAGCGGCAGACACAGUCGUCAGGACAGCAGCAGCAGCAGAGACUCGGGGGUUUACUCCACAGGUGGCAGCUCCAGCCUGCAGCAGCCAAGCAGCAACCAAUCCUCAGGACAGGCCCCCUUCGACAUGGAGCAGGUGAAGAUGCAGGACAUGGCUUCAGGGCUGAAGAGUCAGCUUCUGACCGCAGACGAGGGCAUUGUAGACAUGUGUGUCUGAAGACAUGCACGUGAAAAGACGUUAGCUGAGAAGAGCCUGAAGCAAGGAUGAUAUUAAGGAAGAAAAUGUGCAACAUGCCUUUUCUCUAGCAGUCACUGUGAGACUGAUAGAAACUGUGGAGAAAAUAUAAGAAAUCACAAGAUGAUGACAAACUUGCACAGGGAACAUCUUGAUCUGCUGUCACUCAGUGUUUCCAGUUUCCAAGGAGGAAGGGUGUACUCUUCACUGUUGCAGGGUUCCUACACAGUAAGGAAAAAUCUGGAAUUUGAUUUUAGUUAUUUCCAGGCCUGGGUAAAUAUGUGGAAAGAGAGUAUGGAAAAAUAUGUGUGUUUCCAGAGCUUUGCCCCUAUUCUGUUCCCUAAAAUAUAAAAUUCAAGAAUUUCUGAAGGUAAAUUGAUCAUACAAGCAUUUUUCUCUUGGCGUUUGGAGCAGGCAACCAGCACAGCCAAAUGUUUCCCACCAUGUGCCAGAACACAGAGGUGCUUUGGUUUCUUAUUUUACAGUUUGUGUUAAUAAUGAUCUAGUCUCGCAUAGCCAGACCUGUCCGCACCUGGUUUUAGCCUGCCAGUGCUGGAGAAAGGUUGGGCUAAAUCCAUUAUUGUUCUGGUAUAGGGGGGCUCCAAUUGCCUCACAGUGGCCGUUGCCCCCAUGGCCACGUGUUGGCACCACCACUGCCAGAGUGAGCUUGAUGUCGUCAAGGGCAAGGCAAGAAGUAUGGCGUGCGACUGAACGAUGAUCACGUCACACACCACGUCCCACAGCCCAGCUCUGCUCCAGGUGCCUCAUAACUACAGGGUCUUAAAAAGUCUGUAAAGGUGAUAAAUCAGUUUCGCGAAAAUUAAGGCCAUUUAAAAAGUCUUAAUCGCCAUUUAACAAGGUAUUCAAUUGUGAAGAUUUUUUUUCAAUGUGAAAUCCUGUUUAUAAUGCAUAGCCAAAAAUACUUGGCAGUGAGUAGCGACUGUGUGAUUCGACUCUGUAAUGUUAGGCGCAGGGAUCUACUGUGCGCCUGUUUCACUCUUAAACACUCCAAAAAAUAGAUCCAUGCAACUGGAAAAUGAUUUACGAGUACAACCAACUGUAAUCUCCCACCCCACCGGACCCUCAAUGCUAAUUGUUCAAAACAUAGUCGGAGUGGCGAUCAGGAGUAACGGGAUUAACGGUCGCUCUGUGGCCACUUGAACAGCCCCGUUCCUGAAAAAUAAGAGCGAGAUGCGCCGCCAGUGGCUGAAUCGGUGGGUUUGGCUAUGGUUAGCUGGCUAUUUAAUUAAAUUGGUGCCUUUUAUUGAUCGGGUUUAAAAAAGUCUGAUGUGCUGCAACAAACAAUACAAAUAUAAAUGUUGAACUCAUUGUUCUGCAUAAAUGGGUAUGAUUACUGACUAGUUAGUAGCCUGCCUAAAGUCAAGGUUGGAGAAUAUCAUGUAGCCUAGAGCAUUUUUCUUGCACAAAGACAGACUGAAACAGCUGUAAUUUGAAUUAAUAUUAUUACAAUAUGUUGAAAAGGUAUUGAAUUUUACUUCCUGUAUAUACCCUGAACUAGCACAUUCUGACAUCUGCUACCAAAUUAGAUGAUUAAAGCAACAUCUUCAUCUGCAUCACAAAUAACCAAAUAUUAAGUGUGUCUGAGGAUCUAGUUAUGCAGUGGUUUGGUCAUCAGAAAAGUAAACCCACCGUGAGGACCUUUAUGGCUGCAUUCAUCAUCGUUUCCAUGGAUGCAAUAAACACGACUGCCCAGACGCCAUGAAAAUUAAAUGAUUAAUUUUUUUCCAUCUCAUUUUCGGUUCUUACUUAUAAAAGAGAAUAAAAAACAUGGGGGGGGGGUUAAUAUAAUAUUAUUUAUUGAUUAUUUUAAGUCAUAAGUCAUAUGAGUAGAGGCAGCACCGGUAAGUUUACUGAUUAUUAUUGCUUUUAAUGAGUUUAUGUAAUGAGCUCACAGGUGUUGAUUAGGUAGCAUUAAACAAACACAAGCAGAUGAAGUCAAAGUCGACUGACUUCUUAAAACCUGGUUGUAGUUGCAGAGGAGUGGGAAGCUUUGAAUGAACAGGGAGCAAAUACACUCAAUUACCAGUUUAUUAGGAACAUCUAGCUCUGCAGAAAGUUCUCUCAUAAUGUUCAGUUUUUGUUGAAAUAGUUUUAGAGACUCCUGUGGUUUUUGGGGCGGCUGAAUUGCAUUGUGUAAUUGUACAGGUGUUUUAAAUGGGUGGACAAAAUAACAGAAACACGUAGGUGUCGUUGCCACUUACUGACAAAAUGAUAUUUAGAAUUGUUCUGUUUAGCGUGUUGCUAAAAUGUGUGGUGAUUUAGAUGAACUGGAACAGAGAAAUCCUCUUUAAACAGGGUACUUUGACUGAGUGAUUUCUUCUGAUAUCCAGAAAUCCAUCCAAAACAACAUCAAAUGGAACAUUUUCCAUCCAAUUUCAUACUGAACUCGUUCUGCGUUGUUGUUGUUUUUUGUCUUAAACAAAAGAAAGGAAGGAUUUUAUUUCUGUCCUUUCUGUUCUCCUCUAACCAGCAAAGAAAUUCAAUAUGACUUUAGACCCAGAUAAAACUUCCUAGUAGUCACUAUUAUGAAAGCAAAGUUUUAGCUUUUGUGUGCAUAUAAUGUGUAUGUGUCUCCUGAGAUAAGCUUGUAUUCAUUCUAACAGGAGCAUUUGAAUACAUUUAUGAUUCUUAUAGAAUCUUGGUGGCAUAUUAGUUACAUUUGUUCUUACGAGAUAUUUGAGACUAUAUUUUCUUCAAAUUUGUCAUCUGGGUUUUAUUAUUUACACCCCUGUUCGUCUUUCAUGCCUGGUUUUUGUUCUUUUUAGUGAGAAGCUUGGUUAUAAAAGAACUUGCAUGUACACAUGUACAGUUGUACAUACAGGCACAGUUAAGUUAGUCUUGUAUGUUAACUUCAAAGUUUUACCUCACACAUUUAUCUGGAUCAUUUACUUCACAUUCCAAAAAGAUGGAAAGCUGAGCAAGCGUAUUUUGUGAAUAAAUGGAGCCGGGAGCGGGUCGUCUCUGCUCUGUGUACUUGUACAAUUUAUUGAAAUACUUUCAUCAUCAUCUGCUUUAUAACAAAAAAUAUGAAUUGCCUUUUCUGCGUCUGCAGUACUAGGAUGUAUGGCUGAUAUUCUGAGGCAGCAGACGGUAAGGAAAUACACAAAACAGGAACAAGUCAAACCGAUCUGCAUGUGGAAUGCGAUGGUAAACAAACGAGACAAAUAUCAAGUCAGGGCAAUUCAAAUUAAUGUAAAGUUUUCAACACCACAAAAUGGACAAAUGAUUAUACUUUUGGACAACUCAUUUAUUAAAUGUAACUUUCAUUUCCAGAAGCUUGCUCUUGCUUGACUUGUUGCAGUAUUUCCAGUCUGUUAUGCCUCAGCAUCCUGCCCAUCACGGUCUGUUGCUACGUCUGUUGAAAUUGUAUAUAAGCAUGUUGCGUAGCAGUGUACUGGUGAAGUGCACAAAGCAGUGGUGAUGUCACUGUAUAUGUCUGGUCUCACAUCUUUGCAUCUACUGCACCAAUGUUAAUGGACAAUCAUAAAAAUGAAAUAAAUCCUGUCUCAUCAAA